CUCUGUCUUGCUUGUUGUCUCUCUGUCAAUUAGUUCGCCGACUUCUCUUUCUUCUUCUUCUUUCAUCCAUUUGUGGCUUCAGUUCUCCUCACGGGUACCGAAAAAGAACCGCAAUCCGAAUCCCUCACUCUUUCUCCGCCUGGUCAAUCAGCUACGCCGGCCGCCGGGAUCGCCACCGGAGCCGAUCUCGACUUUCGUGAGUUCGUUUUAGAUUCUGGUCAGCUCUAGUUCCGAUUAUCGGGAAACCGGAAACGCAGCCCCUCCUUAUGGAACGGAUCGUCGGAGGGAAGUACAAGCUAGGUCGGAAGAUCGGCAGCGGAUCUUUUGGUGAAAUAUUUCUCGCUACUCACAUCGACACGUUUGAGAUCGUAGCUGUGAAGAUUGUAAGUUCUUCCCCUUCCUUGGCGAUCGUGUUGCUUAACCAUCUCUUGCGUGAGAAUAGUAAAACGAAGCAUCCGCAGUUGCUCUACGAGGCCAAGCUGUAUAAUAUUCUUCAAGGAGGAAGCGGCAUUCCCAGCAUAAAGUGGUCUGGCUUGGAUGGGGAGGACAAUGUGCUAGUGCUUGAUUUGCUCGGGCCAAGCCUUGAGGACCUCUUUGUCUACUGCGGGAGGAAGUUCUCGCUAAAGACUGUGUUAAUGUUGGCUGAGCAAAUGAUUACAAGGAUUGAAUAUGUACAUUCGAAAGGUUUUCUGCACAGAGACAUUAAACCUGAUAACUUCCUCAUGGGUCUUGGUCGUAAAGCAAACCAGGUCUAUAUAAUUGAUUUUGGGCUUGCAAAAAGAUAUAGAGACGCGGUAUCAAAUCGCCAUAUUCCUUACAGAGAGAACAAGAACUUGACAGGAACUGCUCGCUAUGCAAGUUGCAAUACUCAUCUUGGCAUUGAGCAAAGCCGGCGUGAUGAUUUGGAGUCACUUGGCUAUGUGUUGCUAUAUUUUUUGAGAGGAAGCCUUCCAUGGCAGGGUUUGAAAGCGGCUACGAAGAAGCAGAAGUACGACAAGAUAUGUGAAAAGAAAGUUCUAUGCAAAUCUCACCCGGUGGAGUUUGCUUCAUACAUGCAUUACUGCCAUUCGCUGACAUUUGAUCAACGGCCUGAUUAUGGAUUCUUGAAGCGCCUGUUUCGUGAUCUAUUCGUACGUGAAGGAUAUGAGUUUGAUUAUGUAUUCGAUUGGACCAUUAUAAAGUACCAGCAGGCACAGAAGAACCGAUCUCAGCCUCGAUUACCGCAAGUAACUGGAACAAGUGGCAGCCAUGCAGUUCAAAGAGAAAAUGCAAAUCAACAAGGAAGUAGUAAUGCCGCGUAUGCUUCCGAGGUUGUACAAUCUAUGGGUCCUGGCAUUCAUAUGCAAUUGAAAUCCUCAACUGGCAAGAAUGUGGUUUCUGAUAAUCAUGCUGACAGGAAUGUUGUAAGUGAUGCACAUAUGCCUUCUAGUUCAUUUUCAUAUGCUGCGACUUCAAGAAGAAAUGCUGCAAAACCAGGCGCCUUGCCAACUGAAGCAACAAGUGGCCAUGGACAUCCUAGCAAGGUCGCUCCGUCUGGCAGCUGGAUCUCAUCAUUGCAGCGCAUUCAUUCUGCCAAAUGAUCUGGAUGCCGAGGAUGUUGUGAAAGGAGGUUAUAAUGAUACAUCAGUUGGAGGCUGAAAAGAAGUUGGCGAUCUGGUAUCAUGCUUUCAGCUAUGUAUGUACUCGAGAUGCAGAUGCUUGCAAUCCAAUUUGCUUUGUUCUUGUUGAAAGUGGAUCUCAGUAUUUGUUCUUUAAGGGUUUUUUGUAGCCUGAAAUAUUCCACAGAAGUUAUCAAUUGGGAACCAUUCUCGGGAUGGAGUCUUAGGACUAUGGAGGAUCUGACGCAUGAUACUCGUGAGCUGAUUUAGUGACUGCAAACUGCCAUGUAAUGAAAUGAGGUUGUAAUUCGAAGUCAUGGAUGCUGGUGUCGCUGCAGGUGCAGAUAUCUGCCAUGACUCCUGCUUGGUUCCCCAGUUGCAGGUUUGAUCCAAGUAAGAAACUGAAACUGGCCGCUCCUUUUUGUUGGUAGUACUAAGCAUGGGUACAGCCGAUCACAAGAUGGUGUACUACUUCUGAAGUUGUGUUGUGUUGAGAUGAGAAGGCUGAGCAGUUUUAGCUUACUCUCACCGAGCUGUUGGUAAUGGAUAACAGAUAACAGAGAUAUGUUGUAGCCAGCAUAUGUAGGAAUCAUUUGGUAAUGGUUGGAAGACAUUUUUGGUACAAGGGCAACCUAUAUCUUGCUUUUGCCAAAAUUGUUGAUAUUGAGUACCUUGUUCGACAAGAGUCCGGAGGUGAAGGAAGCAGCUGGGGCAUGAUGUCCAAAUUUACUUCUCAUAUUUGAGGCGGUCGCUAUGGUGAUGGCAAUUCCAAAGCGGCAGGUGAACUUUCUUCUCCAAUCCGCGAGAUCUAGUUUCAGGUUGUGGUAAUAGCUGAUGAGAAAUCAGUUGGACAAGAGCAAAGAAAAGAAAGCUUUUGGAUGUAUAUAAACGGUUGCAGCAGGGUGUGGAAAUUCCGAAAUUGUGUCGGGAAGCAAAGAUGGAGGGUACAGUGUGGUAAACCAGAAUGACAAGGAUGAGAUGCGAGGCUGGUGGUAUAGAGCAAUCACAUGAUGGUACAGAUGGUACCUGUUACUGAAUUCUUCGUAUGCUGGGAGGUCGGUUCAUCUGGAUUGCGUGUUAUUCAGUUUCAUUGUGCCGAAGCGGUGCUGAGACUGCGUCCAGGUUUGUUCCGUAGGUAUAACCGUUUAUUCUCUCCAUGGAACUAUGCUCCACGGCUUGCAGCUCUCAUAUUUUCCCUCCAUAAGCAAUUGUUUCUCUACUUGAAUAGUAUGACAGUGAAAAUGGAUUAUUUCAUGAUAAUAUCAACUUAUGAAACGCCAUAACUUUAACAGUGGAUUUGGUUCUCCUAAGUUGACGCUUUCCUUGCGUGUAUUGUUAGGGUUCGUGGAAAUGGAUUGAAUCUCAAAUCUUAUACUCAGAAGAUAAGCUGAUCAACCAUCAUGUUACACCCCUGUGGUUCUUAGUUGAGGUUCUUUUCUCAUACACCAACAAACACCCGGCGAAAGGAAAUGAUCAAUUUCUUCAUCGCGAGUUGAGUUCUUGCCUCGUACACCAACAAACCAGGACGAAAAGAAAUGUUCAAUUUAUUCAUCGCGCUCUUUGUUAUUGUUUAUCUCGAGCUUGGGUACUUGGAAUGGAAGAGCAGCAAGGCUAUCUGUAGACAGUUCUGAAGAAAUCCAUGGUUCAAUACAAACGUCCAUUGAUAAGGCUACUUUUUGGCUUUGAAAUGCUCCACUUGAGAUUUGCUAUUAUGAACUGUGAAGUAACAAUCAAAAUAGACAACGAAGAACCUGGACACUGAAGGUUCGUUUUGUAUCAAAGAAUCGAGUGAGAGGCUGUGUUUAAGUUCAAUCAAAAAGUUGUCUAAGAAGAAAAAUGAUAACCC
This is a messenger RNA of Linum tenue, 3444 nucleotides long. The record is from the annotation of a GenBank genome assembly. NCBI's taxonomy places the organism in Eukaryota, Viridiplantae, Streptophyta, Magnoliopsida, Malpighiales, Linaceae.